AUGGAAGGGUUGUGCAAGAACAAGAUCUCAUUAGCCCUACUUUUAAUUUGCCUAAUAGGGUUAGCCCGUGCCCAAAACGCCCCAGAUGACUACGUGAAAGCCCACAACGCGGCUCGAGCGGCGGUUGGCCUCGACACCUUGGACUGGGAUGAAGGCCUAGCAGAUUCUGCGAAAAACUAUGCGAACCAACGUGCCGGCGACUGCGACCUUGUGCACUCGAAUUCAGGCCCUGGUGAAAACCUUGCAAUGAGCCCGGACGGAGACUUGACGGCGAAAUUGGCUGUGGACCAAUGGGUGGCGGAGAAGGCCGAUUAUGAUUACAAGACCAACACCUGCGCCCCUGGGAAGCAGUGUGGCCAUUAUACGCAGGUCGUUUGGCGUGACACGGGGCUUGUUGGGUGCGCCAAAGUCCAGUGCGCCUAUGGAGGUUCCUAUGUCGUUUGCCACUAUGAUCCUGCAGGCAACUCUGUUGGGGAGAAGCCUUACUAA
Molecule: messenger RNA, 489 nt
Organism: Prunus armeniaca (apricot)
Lineage: Eukaryota; Viridiplantae; Streptophyta; Magnoliopsida; Rosales; Rosaceae
Source: the annotation of a GenBank genome assembly